AUGGUGAGGCCGGUGCAGGCGGACAGUUCUAGCCCGCCGCUGCUGAGGAGCACAGGAGCCGCGUCAUUUGAGGACGAUGGCAUGGGCGGUCGGAGGAGGAAGAAGGGGCUAAAGGAGAAGAUCAAGGAGAAGCUCCCCGGCGGCCACAAGGACAGCCAGCAGAACCAGGCGGCAGCGACGGGUGGAGCCUAG
Molecule: messenger RNA, 192 nt
Organism: Miscanthus lutarioriparius
Lineage: Eukaryota; Viridiplantae; Streptophyta; Magnoliopsida; Poales; Poaceae
Source: the annotation of a GenBank genome assembly